CAUAGAGCACGCGUCACGACGUUCGAGGCUCCGUGAAUUUUUAAUAUCGAUGUUUAAUCUAGCUUUUCCUACUCAAACCUCCCUUUGAACCACUCGAUAUUGACAAUAGAAUAAUGUUUAUUAGUUCUAAGUGAUUUUAAUGGAAGAAUAGAUUGUGUUUGUGAGUUUGAACUAAUUCUUGAUAAGUUUUCGAAGUGUACUCGAGUGGAGAUAGUUGGGCUGGCGUCCUGAAAUUUAUUCAUUGGACAGAAGCGGCAUGGCAUGAGCGGCCGCGUGGGCGCGACAUGCGGCGAGCGCCGCUCGCGCACACCGCCGCCGUCGCUCUUGUGUUCUCUUUCCUUCUUCGAUACGCAAACGCUGGUUCGAUGGGCCCAGGGGUGCCUGAGAAUAUAACUGUGACCUUUCUGAACCCUACGACGGUGCGAGUGUCUUGGUCCACUACAGCAGAGUUGGUGGAAAAGUAUGACGUCACUUACAAGCCCUCUGACGCUAGUUACAGAGUGGUGCUUGAAGUGGCUGGUAACUCGGAUGCAGUAAUCCUAAGUGGGCUGGAGGCAGACACCCAGUAUCAAGUGACGGUCGCCGCGCUCUGGGGAGGCCAUAAGUAUAGAAGCCGGCCUAUUGUUUUCCGCACGCUGGAGCCCCCGCGUACGUCGCCUCAGCAGGACGGGGGGCUCGAGCUACCCCGCUCCUCCGUGUCUCCACCCGAACCAUCGCCCACAUUCCCUACGAUCAGAGGCGUGGAGAUCGGGUUAGUAGUAUUAGUGCUAAUCAUAUGGAUUGGCGCUAUUACACUUUUCUUCAAUCGCUGGGGAAAAAUACGAAUGCUACUCCCGUACCAGCCAGACUACAAACAAGAACAGUUGAAGGUACCAGGAAGCAGUGCUUUGGCUGCGGCUACUGCAGGCGGCACGUGUGGAGCUCAUUCGGCUACAUCUGCCUGUUCGGAGCUUAGGAAUCAUACAGAUCACAUGCGGUGGUCACACACGCACACACAAAGCCUGGAGUGUGAAGAGCGUCUGUUGGCGCGCUGCAACCGGCCACGUGUGAAUUCCGCCAUCUUCUUUUCCGCGGAACCAUCCGGCUUUGGCGCCUUUGAUCCCGGCGAGUUUCUGCGCCGACACGGCUCGCAAUCGAAGCUGUGUAGGAAAGCAAGAUCUGCCGACAAUAUACCUCUUACAAGUAUGAGUGAUUCAUCAGAAAGACUGUGCAAAGCGAAAGCACCUAGAGAAGAAACGAUAAGCGAAGAAGGAAAGUCGGACGACAGCGGUAGUGUUGAAACCGUAAAGCAUUUUGGCCUACCUAUUCUGUCAGUGUCAGGCCCGUCCCCUCCAGAUGAAGACUACGAUCAGAUAGAUGAGUAUCUGUAGCAUUUCCAAACAAACUUCCAGCUUAAAUAUGUGCUGGAGAAAAUGAGGCCGACAUGGCCUAGUCCCGCACAAAGCCCUAUUCCGUUUGAAUAGGACAUCGUCAUGGCACUGAACGACGGCUAUAUAAGACUAUGCAGUGGUUUCUUAUUAAUAUUUGAACGGUGUUCUAGAACAUUUUGUUUGCAAAAUGAACUUUCGCUUGUGGACUAAAAUGUGUGUCUUGCUACGGGACCAUAGUUAAGCAGUGUGUUUUUUCAAGUAUCUGUAACUUUUAUUACUCUACAUACAAUUUAGAUUAUAAGAAUGGAUAAUCAAAGUUUUAAAUUCACUUUAUUAGGAUGUAAGAAGUGCACAAUAAAUUCAUUUAAUAAAUAUUUCACAGUGCCACUAAUAAAUAUCGUCAUUCUUGUAAAAUUAAAACAUAAUUUUAUUACUUAAUGUGUAUAAUUUGAAUUUGCUGUGUAGGGUUUUUUACCAAUUUAGAAAUAUUAUAUGCAUUUAAUUUGAUUACUUAGACAUUAGAUAAGAUAUUUUAUAUGCUGUAAUCCAAGAUUAUAUCACUCGUCUUUAAGAAUUUAUCUGUCUAUCAAUAUAAAGUCAUAUACCUUAGUAGAAUAGGAUUGAUGAUUUGAAGGUUGAACUUUGGUCCAAUGUAUUAUGUAUUAUCUGCACACAAGGUGUUUUAGAUCGUAAGGUUUACAGGCGUUAGGAAAUAACCAUCGAAAUAUCCUUUUUUCUAGCGAGAAGCAUAAGUAAAUAUCCAUUUGGAAUAAAUUAUUAUAAAGUCAAUUAAAGUCUUGUAGUAUACUUCUCUGAAGGUGAGACUAUGGCUCUAACAAUACUGUAUGUAUAAUUUUAAGUAGCAUAAUUAUAAAUAUUUCAAAUCAAUGAAUCGGUACUGGUGUUUAGGGACCAGAUGGAUGGGUAGGAAAGGUAACGUUUAACCAAAAUGGAACGAAAUUUACCUGAUAAUAUAUUAAACAAUAGGUACCACUUUUUAAAUUUAAGACUUAUUAUUCCCUCCACUAUUUUUAGACAACGCGAAUUUAGUAAUUCGUGUACUUGCACAUUUAUACUUCAGUCAUACUUCCUUUGUUUCGAUCACUUCAAUUUAGAAGUUGUGUUGAGACGUCUUUUUUAUUUACUGGACUUUUAUUAUCUGGUACUAUUUAAUAUUCUAGAUUUCUUUUUAUCUUGAAUUCAUAAAAUUAAUUGAAUAUCUCGUAUUAUUGGAGAAUCGUGUGAAUAGUUCGGUCUAAUGGCAUUUUUAGUGUGGCUAUUAUAUUUAUCUAUAAAUAUAUAUAGUUUGUAUAUGUCUGUAGUAAACUUAGCAAUAGAUAUUAUGUUUUGUUUAAAGCUCUAACUAUAAUAUUUUUUACUUUUAGAUCAUAGUUUGGUUUAUAUUGGCGUAAUGUGUAUAAAGUGUGUCUUAUGUAGGCUACAAAUUGGAAACCUAAAUUGUAAUAAACUCUAUUGUAACAAUAUAUUAAUGUAUCGUUUAUUUAAUCAAUUAAUAUACAACUAGAUUUCUCGAUGUAUAGUAGAUGUUAUCUUGUGCCAAUCUUAACAUUACUAUCUCCGUGUCAUAAAUGUGAGGGUUUCUAAUAUUUGACUGGAUUGGUAUAAUGUAAGUACUUACCUUAAUUUUGGUACUUACUAAAGAUCUUUGAGGAUGUCUGUUAUAAUUAACAACUCCAUACAUUUAUUUUAGGUUAAGAAAAGAGUGUACGUAGCUUUUACAACAUAGAUUGUGCGUUUAUUUCGUAUCUAUAGGUAUCUAGUGUACAUAUCUACACUUAUGCUCAUAGCUAUUGUAAAAUACCUAAUUCGAAAUUAAUUGUAAUAUUAUUAUUUACAUACGACGUCUAUUUACUAUCACGAUGAAAUAAAAUAUUCGAAAAUUA
Molecule: messenger RNA, 3274 nt
Organism: Colias croceus (clouded yellow)
Lineage: Eukaryota; Metazoa; Arthropoda; Insecta; Lepidoptera; Pieridae
Exons: 10
Coding region: 285-1370 (361 amino acids)
Molecular function (GO): protein binding
Source: RefSeq, a predicted model, not a curated record